Molecule: messenger RNA, 5022 nt
Organism: Acanthosepion pharaonis
Lineage: Eukaryota; Metazoa; Mollusca; Cephalopoda; Sepiida; Sepiidae
Source: the annotation of a GenBank genome assembly
AUGCUCAAGAAAAAAAAAAUUGGAACAAAAAAAUAUAAACGACCUGAGAAGUUAGAAAAAAGAAGUGAAGUUGAAGGAGAACUUUCAGAAGCUGUUUAUGAACCUAAAAUGACAAGAUCAAAAAUCAAAGAAGUUUUAGAAAAAUCUGAUUGUUUGACACCAUGGCUAUUGUCUUCCACAAAAACCAAAUCUGAGAGUAAGGUCAGCAUUUUGGAUAUUCCAUUUAAUGAAGAUGAGGAUGACGCCGAUUAUAAUCCAGAGAAAGAUGUUACUGCUGCUGAGGUUGAAAGUGAUGAUGAUAUUGAGAGUGUCAGUUCUUCUCUUCUCUGUUCACCAUCCAAUUCACAUUUAGUAAAAUCUCCAGUUUCACAAGUGACAGAAGAACAAAAUAUGUCCUUAACUGAAGAUGACGAUGAGAAGAAGGAUGAUGAAACAGAGGAGACGAUAGCACGACGCACUCGCUCAAAAUUACCUUUACAUGACAUGUCUUUGAUGGAACUAGAAGCAAGUUUUGUUGCUCCAGAUAUUACAGAGGAUAUGUAUGACACAGAAUGUAAUGAUGAAGACUGGCAAGAUUUCUUGAAGUCCUUAACAAAAAGUGAAUAUGUGGAAGACACACCUGAAACUCUUGAUGAUGAAGCUAAUGAUCCAGAGUAUAACUACUUAGCUGAAGCUGAGCAAGAGUGCCUAGAUGAUGAGGAUUUCCGUGAUGAUAGGAUGGUACGCGUAACGAAAAAGGAACUUUACAGUUUAUUGGAUGAAUUGUUCAAUGAUGAGGGCAAUGAAGAGGAAGAGGAGACUGUUAUCCAGCCUGGCCCUUUAAUGAAUGUGGACUUCAGUGCAAGUGGUCAACCAUCCAAUUUGAAUAUAAUGGUCACCACUGACCAAGAGGCUAUCAUCAGAGAACAAAUUAAACAGCAUGUUCAACUUUUAACGCAAAUGAUUUUGUUGACCCAGAAUCAAGAAGAAUAUAUUGCUGAACAUUCAAAUGCUCUUCAAUUGCUAAAUGAAAUGCAUCGUUUUAGUAAGAAUAGUUUGGCUGGGGAAAGAUCUGUGUUCAGAGUAUGCAACUUGGACGGUUCUUUGCAAUUGAUAGAGGCUCAUAAAGAUGAAACCUUUGCUAAAAAGAACAACUCCAAAGAGUUUACAGUUUCUUUACAAAAUCUCCUCAGCAAUAACUCCUGUUUCUUGUACCCUCAACUUCUUCCUACGAUGAGAAUGAUAACUAAAAAGUGGUCAAAAGACAAGUGUACAUUCUUUCCCUCACAAGACUAUUUGUUGGGAUUAGGUUUUGAACAAUUCCGUCAUUUUCCUUCCUACAUGAUGUGCAAAUGUAUAAGCCAACUUUUGUUACCAUGCAAAACAGAAAAGCAGAUCAGGACCCGUAUCAAGAAUUUGCGUUCAAAAAGGGCCAAAGACAAUCCUGUCAAGUCGGUGCAGUUGACAAAAAAGUUACCUGAUGAUUUCCCCCAUGCCACACUGACUUGCAUACAGGAAAUGAUUGCUCCUAAAGAUAAUGCCAGUCAUCCUUCUGCUCCAUCCUGGCUCAAGAAACGUGUUAUUCCUCCGUCCGUACCAGCCAAGAUGCAAUCAAAUCCUGAGAUUAAUAAAAAUUCUAACAGUAAGAAGAAAUCUGCAGGAAGUAAGCAAAAGAAGACAACCACAAUUAAAGUUGGCACAAACGAGGAGGUGGAGCUGUUAUUUCCUGAUACAUGUGUGAAAAGCCUGCCACCUGUUGUUGUAAUGCAGACUGAGCCUUGUCCUGUGCCUGCUGAUAAAUUGAAUCAUUCUCACUCAUCUCUGGUUGCUCCUGCUGCUAUCACCUUUUCAUCACCUCCAACAACAUCUAUUAGUCCAGAGUGUGUGCAACUGACAACACCACCAAAAUCAUCACCACAACAAUCAAAUUCUUCUAAACCUGUCAUGGUUGUCACCAGUUCUAUCAAUGCAAUAGCAACAGUAGCCACCCAGAUUCUGUCCACUAGUCCAUUGGCUAGUGCCAGCAAUCCACAUUUCAUCUCAGAGGCCUUAGCAAAACAACAGGAACUUCAGAAAACUCCUACCAAAAACUUGGUGCCUGUAUUUAAACCUUUUCAGAAAGUUUCUUCCAAAGUUUCUCCCUCUGUAUACAAGCCCCUUGCCCCCAAACCCCUACAGAUUUCCCCACCUGCUUUCCGGCAGGUUUCUCCUUUUCUAGAAAAAAAGCGUAGCAGACCCCGAAGGCAGGAGUUGCAACAGAAAGCCCGGCUCAUAUGUCCAAAAGGGUUCAUCAUCAAACCACAUAUCUCACCAAUUAAUAGGGCAGCAUAUGGUCUCAGAAAACGAGCCGCACGAUCACCACGGAUCACUAGAAAUAGUGAGCCAAGGACUAUACUACCCAAAAAUACUUCCCCAAGCCCCAGCACAUCAAAUGCCUGUUGCAAUCUGAAUUCAGAAAGGCUAAAAAAUAUUCCCAACAUAUCCAAAGACUCAAGCCCAUUGAAUAAUGUUUUUGGCUCAACACGUUCUGGAAGCAACAGGAAAAACUUUGAGGAUUCCUUACCAAAUUCUGCUACCAAAGAUAACUGGCAGAACCAAAAGUCAUCAGAAAAAAACAAUUCAUGCAGUGGUUCUGGAGGAGGACUGAGUGGAGGGAGUGGUCCUAACCUGUGCCAGCAAGAUGAAUCCAAUCUCUCUUUACAGAAUGGAGAUAGUCACAUUGAAGAUCUGAUGGCAGCUAGCAGCACAAUCAAUUCUAAUCUGAAAAGAAGCAAAGACACUCGAACCAAAGCACAGAAACGGAAUGACAUAAAACUUGCCAUGUUAGCACCAAAUCUGAUAGAGAAAGAUCCUCGACGAGAUCAUAGGGAUACGAUUUUUGCUCAGGCCUACUUGACCAAAGUGAAACAGACGUUGAAGAAUGAUAUGGAUCGAUAUGAAAAGUUCUUGAAAAUUCUUUUUGAAUUUGGCAAAAGUGAUCAUUCACCAGUUGUGCUUUAUAAAAGUUUGUCUUACCUUUUGUCGGAUUAUCCUGAGCUUAUCCAUGAUUUGGCUGGCUUCCUUUCCCCGGAGCAUGCUUUACAGUGUGGAUGUUACAACACUACCAUGGAUUUUCUGAAGGCACGCAACUUCCUCCGGAAGAUUGAGAUUAUCUUUGAGAAACAUCCAAGCCAGUACCAGAAAGUCCUACGGAUAUUUGCUGAAUGGCAGCACAAAAGUUCGCAUAAAGAAAAAGAACUUUAUGAUAUGUUGCUGCCAAUGUUCAAAGGCCAGGAUCAACUUUUGGCUGAAUUUUCUGGCCUCUUUGGCUUUCACUCACCUCCCGAAAGGUUAGCUAAAUCAGACAUUUUUUCUUUUUUGCAUAUCCUUUUCUCUUUUUCCUUUCUUUUCUCUUCUUUAUUCUCUUCAUCUUCCUCCCUCUUUGUUCCCCUCUUUCCUUCCUCUCUCCUGUGCGCCUUCCACUCAUCUGUGUUCCCCACUUUCCUCCUCCUCCCACUCAUCUAUGUUUUCCCACUUUCCUACGUUCCUCCCCUGCUCCCACUCAUCUUUUUUCCUACUUUCCUCCCCCUGCUCCCACUCAUCUAUGUUUUCCCACUUUCCUCCUCCCACUCGUCUAUGUUCCCCACUUUCCUCCUCCCACUCGUCUAUGUUCCCCUCUUUCCUCCUCCCACUCGUCUAUGUUCCCCACUUUCCUCCUCCAUCCUAUGUCCCCCUCCCUAUUCUGACUUUACCAGCAAGCUGACUGGCUUUGAGGAUGUAGAAUUGCCAGAUGAAGCCAACCGCUAUGGACUUCCUGGUUGUCCGUGCCAGUGUCACAAAGAUAAGGAUAAUGUGCAAGCAGAAAAUCAAGGAAAGAAGAAAAAGAACAAGAAAUUAAAUCAUUGUUCUCUCUGUGGACUUACCGUAAAAGAUGGGAAACUGUACUUCAAGAUGCCUGGCAAAUGGAAACAGGCCCGAGCCACAUUCUCUGAACCGUUUGAUCUUAAUAGUCCAGAGAAAGAACCCCAGCCAGAAGAGCCUAAUUUUUUGCCAGCAGAACUGAAAACUAUCAUUAAACAACCUCCAUCAAGUAGCAGCAGCAGUAGUAUUAGUAGUAGUAGCAGUAAUGUUUGUACUGGAGCAAGCUCAAUGAUUGAUCCAUCAAAGUCUCUACCAUAUUCUACUCAUUGUUCUGUAAAGAGUACAUUUAAUACCAUUGAGAUAAGUAAACCACUUGAUCAGCAGUCGUUCAUCCCACUCAAAGAUAUUUUGGAUUCUUCGAUAAAUGCUGCAAAAGAAAUUAAGGCUGUGAAAUUCUGGCCAAACAGUUCUAGCACCAUUACGUUAAAAGCAGAUGAUGUAGCAGCUCAGAUAGAAGCACUUCCUGCAGUUGGUCCCAGCAUGCCCACAGACUUCCUUCUUCCUCGUACUUCCGAACCAUCGCUACCUUCACCAUCACUUCAAAAUGCCAACUUAAUAGCAACUGCUCGUCCACCAUCAACAAUUGUGCUGCCCCCAUUGACAGUAGCAUCUCAGUCCCCACUUAGUGCAGUGACAGUGCUUCCAUUGUCUUCAGUGACCCUCAUCCCACACACUGCCAAUAGCUCCAAUGUACAAACUGUAAAUAUAAACAAUCAACUGACUGUAGGCAGACACAUCGUGCACAGCUAUCCCCGUCAAAACGGGAUCAGCCUUAACAGAAAUGUGAUAUCAAAGAGUCGGACGAGGUUGUCCCCAAAAGGAAAGAAAGAAGCAACGCUCAAUUCUAUUAUGAAUAUGGCCAUGGGGAAAAGAAAUCAACAGAUUCUAGCCUCUCCAGUUGUUCUAAAAACAGAGACCGCUUCCCCCAAAUCUGUCACUGCUGUUAAAUUGCAGUGUGCCCCAGAAACUGUUGAAAGGUGGACAAAAAUUAUGGAUAAGUUAAUCCUUGAUACUACAAAGGAUCAUGGAGCCACUUCUCAGGUUUUCGAAUUUUUAUCUACAAAAAUCCAAGGCAAAACACCCGAAGCUAUAAAAACCAGAUACUCACAACUGCUACAGUAUUUGGAACAUCUCAAGAGAUGA